Molecule: messenger RNA, 1720 nt
Organism: Pseudopipra pipra
Lineage: Eukaryota; Metazoa; Chordata; Aves; Passeriformes; Pipridae
Gene: DKK3
Product: dickkopf WNT signaling pathway inhibitor 3
Exons: 7
Coding region: 16-1440 (474 amino acids)
Biological process (GO): negative regulation of canonical Wnt signaling pathway; multicellular organism development
Cellular component (GO): extracellular region
Molecular function (GO): co-receptor binding; receptor antagonist activity
Source: RefSeq, a predicted model, not a curated record
AAAGCAAAACACAUAAUGGAGGUGCCACGCAGCUCUGACCCUCCCCUUCGCAUCAAACCUAUUCAAAACACAGAGAGAAGGAAAGUCUCGUGUCUGAACGGGAAACUCCCAUUGCUCCUUUCCCUCAGCAUCUUCCCCUUUCCCUCAGCAUCCCUCCCUCUCCCUCAGCAUCUCUGCCCUUCUGUCCUCCCCGGGGUGAGUUUCUCUGCCCAGGGCCCCGCUGCCUGCCCUGCCCCUCGCACUCCCCGGGCCGGGGGCUCCAGCGAGGGCUGCGGGGCCGGACUAGCGCUGAGGUGCCGCCGGUCCCGCCCCGCCCCGCCCCGGCUCCGCCCGCCAGCCCCGCACCGCGGAGCGGCCCCGGCGGGAGCGGCAGCGGGAGCGGCGGCCACCGGGAUGCGGCGGGGAGCGGGUCCGGGGCGGCGAUGGGCGCUGCUGUGGGCGCUGCUGUGGGCGCUGUGCUGCGCCGCGGCGGGCGGCGGCGGCGGGCGGAGAAGGGCCGCCAGCCUGGGCGAGAUGCUGCGGGAGGUGGAGGCGCUGAUGGAGGACACGCAGCACAAGCUGCGCAACGCGGUGCAGGAGAUGGAAGCUGAAGAGGAAGGGGCAAAAAAGCUGUCAGAAGUAAACUUUGAAAACUUACCUCCCAACUACCAUAACGAGUCCGACAAGGAAACCAGAAUUGGUAACAGAACUGUUCAGACUCAUCAAGAAAUUGAUAAGGUUACAGAUAAUAAAACUGGAUCAACAGUUUUUUCUGAAACAGUUAUUACAUCUAUAAGGGACGGAGAAAACAAAAGAAAUCAUGAGUGUAUCAUCGAUGAAGACUGUGAAACAGGGAAAUAUUGCCAGUUCUCCACCUUUGAAUACAAAUGUCAGCUCUGCAAAACCCAGCAUACACCCUGCUCCCGGGACGUGGAGUGCUGUGGAGACCAGCUCUGCGUUUGGGGCCAGUGCAGGAAAUCCACUUCAAAGGGAGAGAACGGCACCAUUUGUGAGAACCAACACGACUGCAACCCUGGAAUGUGCUGUGCUUUUCAGAAAGAGCUGCUGUUCCCUGUGUGCACACCCUUACCUGAGGAAGGUGAACCCUGCCAUGAUCCUUCCAACAGACUUCUCAACCUCAUCACCUGGGACCUGGAACCCGAUGGAGUGCUCGAGCAGUGCCCAUGUGCAAGUGGCUUGAUCUGCCAGCCUCAGAGCCACAGCCCCACAUCUGUGUGUGAACCGUCUGCCAAUGAAACCCGGAAUAACGAAAAAGAAGAUCCCUUAAUCAUGGAGGAGAUGCCAUUUCUCAGCUUAAUCCCCAGGGAUAUUCUCUCUGACUAUGAAGAAAGCAGUGUCAUUCAGGAAGUGCGUAGGGAAUUAGAAAGUCUGGAGGAGCAAGCAGGUUUGAAGCCUGAGCCUGACUCAGCUCAGGACCUGGUUUUGGGAGAUGAAAUUUAAAGUCCAAGCACCAGGCAGUUUAGUUAGUCAUUUCUAGCAAUUUUUUGUCUAGUGUCUUGCUUAUAUAAACCCUAAACACACACUGCUGGAUAGAAGUGCAAUAAACAAGGUCUUCAACGAAAAUACUUCUCUGUGCACCAAACCUGCAUGUUCCAAUUGCUGUUGAAUUCAUUCAAUCCUUGGACCAAACCUGUCAAAUGAGAAGUGUUUCUUCUGGAUUAGUUUUUUCCCCGUGUACAUCAGAAAUAAACUUAUUAGUACUUAUACUCAUUAAAAAAUA